Penaeus monodon (black tiger shrimp) is the source of this 965-nucleotide messenger RNA. RefSeq lists its product as uncharacterized. The coding region runs from base 1 to 897 and encodes 298 amino acids. The transcript is spliced from 5 exons. Lineage: Eukaryota; Metazoa; Arthropoda; Malacostraca; Decapoda; Penaeidae. The record is from RefSeq and is a predicted model, not a curated record.
AUGGCGCUGCGGGUCUUGACCGAGAAAGCCCUGGCGCUGGCGAUGGCAGUGGCGGUCGCGGUGACGCAGCUGCACGGCGGGGGGGCCCAGACCCCGGCCAGCGUGCAGUACGUCGCCUCCCCGGCCGGCAACUUCUUCGUGGUUCCUGGGAAGAGCAUUCUGCCCUGGGACGCCUUUGCACUCCUCGGAAACACUGACAGCUGGGUCAGUGUUCCACAGUGUCCUCCUUCAAACCAGUGGUUCCCAAACUUUUCCAAGCAGGCGCCCCCUUGGCUCUCAGAAUUAGACGGCACAAAAUCCUGUUUCUUCUGUGCUAAUCAGAACACUAACCGGACAGGUUUAUGCAAGGCGAGCUGUUGGGCAGCAAUCGAGUGCGUUGCAUGGUCGUUUGUGACCCUGGCCGAUGGGUCAGGCCAGUGCAGACUGGCCAAUGAGGGGCCCACUACCUUGACCGUCCCGGAGGGCACCGACGCCACCUACUACUUCAAGGAGAGUGCUGUGCCGGGGGUUUACUCCUUCAAGGUGGACCGCCUCCUGUACCUGACGCCGUCGAUGCAGCUGAAGUACGAGGCAGCCAAGGCCUUCUGCGCCAGGAUCCCCGGCCACCGUCUCGGGAUGUACAAGACGAUCCAGCAGCUGGACAUGUUGGAGGAGUACUGGUGCUUAUCUGGGAACUGUCCUGCCACGCUGUACAUGUACUUGGAGAAGACAGCCGACGGGGUAGUCUUCGGCGACGGAACACCUUUCUCUUCCACAGAGAUCGCACAGACGGGCAUCGUCAUGAACUCCCAAACUUCAUACACAUUCAUCUUCUACAACAAGAGAGUGGAUGACGCCACAGAAACUUCAGCGAGGCCCUUCCUGUGUCAGGCAAACCCGAAUGGUGUAGACUGGUAAUAGGAGGGAAGAGGAAAGGAGGAGGGAAAGAGAGAGUGAAGGAGGGAAGGGAGGGAAAAGGGAGGAGA